Messenger RNA from Penaeus chinensis, 569 nucleotides. RefSeq lists its product as uncharacterized. The record is from RefSeq and is a predicted model, not a curated record. NCBI's taxonomy places the organism in Eukaryota, Metazoa, Arthropoda, Malacostraca, Decapoda, Penaeidae. Gene Ontology annotation, molecular function: protein binding.
UGAGAGGGGAGUGUGCUAGGGUCUUCACGUGCUAACAUUACACGGGACUAACCGGUCAGUGCUGAGGGAGUUUGGCCAGUAGACCAUAACUCACAAUACCAAAAAAUAAAACAACAAUCACAUAACCAAAGAAAAAUCCUCAAGAUAGUGACGUAAGAAUUUCCCUUUCUCCCAGCUUUCAGAAAGGAGAGAAAAUACGAACUCCUUUCUCUUACGUUCUGAACAGCGAGAGAGGGAGCGAAAGGGAGUGCAAUAAAAAAAAAAAAAAAAAGGAAUUAAAAAUCAUCGUCAUAUAAAAAAAAAGAUAAUAAAAAUCCCACUCUAAAUCAGUGGAUUAGAUAUAUAAACUUUCGAAAUUAAAGAGUUGAUUGUGACUCUCUUUUGCAAUGAGGCUGUGAGGGAUUUCCUUUUUCAUGGGCUUUUCCUCAUUACUAGUGAGAUACGGUGCCCAGGGUAGACUGAGAAGUGGCGAGGAUCCGAUAGAUGAAGGAAGAAGGUAGACACACGAGGAAGAACGGACACAAGGAAGAGAAGGACGUACACUUUGGCUCAAAGGAAGGCGAUCAAAG